GUCCUUCUCUCUUCCCAUAACAUGAAAUCUCUUUAGUUCUCAUUUUUGUUUAUGUCCUUGCUUUAUUACAAGGUCAAAUGAAUUCAAGAGUUUGUUUGUCAUUAUAAAAUUUUUAAAUUAAUAUUUUCGUUUUGUUUUGUUUUGGGUUGUAAGAUGCAAACUUUUCGUGCCAGAAAUUUAAAUCUAUUAGAACUGAAGAAAAAUCAUUGCGUUACUUACUGUGGAAUUGUUUGAGUUGUUUGUUUAUGUCCAAAAUGAGAUUUUUAACUGCAAGACAAAAAAAUGAUGAAAUAUCCUCUGCUAAUCAAAGAGAAGCAUUGUGGUUUUUUGACUCGAUGAGAGCUGUUUGGAAUUUGGCAAAUUUAUUGCAUUAAGAUAAUCAUUUGAAGAGUGUAUAUGGAUCUCUUUUUGAAUACAUGAAAUCAGUACUUCAAAAAUAUUCUUUGCAUAAGUUAUGUGAAGAAAAGAGAGUCUAAGGAGGAUGUGUUUUAAGUGUAUGAAAUUGAUUUGAAAUAGUGAGCUUCUUUUUUUUCAUUCUAAAAUUAUCAGAUCUUCCAACAUGGAUAGUGUUCCUCAGAACACAAGUUGUUGUGUUCGUCCUAAAUGGUUUAGUUCUGUGUUCAAACAAUGUGAUGUGCCUGAUUAUUGUUGUGGAUGCUGUUCUGCAUUGCGUCCUCGAUAUAGAAGACUUGUAGAUAAUAUAUAUCCUUCUGAUCCUCAGGAUGGUCUUGUUCGAAAUAAUAUGGAAAAAUUAACUUUCUAUGCCCUUUCAUCUCCUGAGAAACUUGAUCGUAUUGGAGAAUACUUAGCUUGGAAAGUGUCACGGGACAUUGCAAGGCAUAGACAUGGGUAUGUCGUAAUUGCAAUGGAAGCCAUGGAUCAACUGCUCAUUGCUUGUCAUGCUCAAAGUCUUAAUCUUUUUGUGGAAAGCUUCUUAAAAAUGGUGCAGAAACUUCUUGAAUGUCAUGAAGCUGAUAUGCAACUCCUUGCAGCUCAGUCGUUUGUAAAGUUUGCUCAUAUUGAAGAAGAUACUCCAUCAUAUCAUCGUGGAUAUGAUUUCUUUGUUUCAAAAUUCUCAUCUCUCUGUCACAACAACCAUGAUGAUCUAGAAACACGAAACAGGCUGAGAGUUGCUGGGUUGAAGGGGAUCCAAGGUGUAGUGAGGAAGACAGUGAGUGAUGAUCUACAAGUGAAUAUAUGGGAUGAAACUCACAUGGAAAAAAUUAUCCCUUCUCUCCUUUUCAAUAUGCAAGAUCACUGUGGCAGUUUGACUGAAACACCAGAUUCCCCCCUAGAGGAAGCAAAUCCGUGGUCAUUAGCUGAAAACUGUUUGCGUGAACUUAUGGGCCGAGCAACAUUUGGAAAUGUUCGAUCUGUUAUUAGACCUGUCUUGAAACACUUAGACAAUCAUAAAUUAUGGGAUCCAAAUGACUUUGCUGUUCAUACUUUCAAGAUUAUUAUGUAUUCUAUUCAGGCGCAAUAUUCAUAUGCUGUGAUUCAGAUAUUAAUGAGCCAUUUAGAUGAGAAGUCAAGGAUGGCUGAGUCUGAGAGAAAGGGAAAAAAACCAAAAGCAGAUGCUAAAGUUCGUACUGGAAUUGUUAAUGUGCUUGCGAAUAUAGUUUCCAUAGCUGCAGGGGAAAGUAUAGGCCCCUCAGUCCUGGAAAUUUUUAAUUCAUUGCUUAAUCAUUUGAAGCAUUCGAUUGAUAUUAGAACAACUACUGAAACAGAUGAACUGGACGAAAAACAUUUUCAAGAAUGUGUCAUUAACACUCUUGGUGAAUUUGCAAAUAACUUACCUGAUUUCCAAAAGAUAGAAAUUAUGAUGUUUAUUAUGGGAAAAGUGCCACUUCCUACUAAUGAAUCUCAUGAAGCUGAUGUAUUACUUCAAAAAAUUUUGCUAAAGAGUUUGCUGAAGGUUGGAACAAAAUAUCGAACUGUUCAAAUGUCUCAGGCUUUUCCUUCAGCCUUUUUGCAACCAUUAUUGCAAAUGUCUUUAGCAUCUGAUACUGCUGUUAGACUUGUUGUUCAGCAAAUUCUCCAUACCUUGCUUGAUCGGCAUAAUUACUUACCUAGUCUCACAAAAGUUUGUGUUGUAGGUCCUCUUCCUGAUAUUAAGAUUGAAAAAUGCUCAAGGCAAGAUAUUAUGUUCUUCAAAAAGAAUGGACCAGACAUAUUGAUGCAUAUGUAUGAAAAUGUGCAAAUUGCCAAUAAUACUGCUGAAAAUUUUGAAGCUAUUUACACCACAUUAGCUCUAAUAUGUGUUGAAUUCGGUACUGAUAGUGAAGUUCUCAUUGAAUUACUCCGUAUAAUAUUUGCUAUUCAGGAACUGCCAGCAAAAUCGAGCUCAUUGUCAUCUGGGCAGCAGUGUGCAAUGCAUAUAUUAGUUGCUGGUUUCUUAUACUUCCUAGGCCACCUUACUGCAAUUCCUUCUUUUUGUGCUCAUGUUGAUCAGGUUGUGAAAGCUCGUUUAGAAAAAGGUCGUCAGUUGCUCCCAGAUGAGAAUUUAACAUUUGGCUUGUUUAGCUCAACUCCUGACAAUAUAGAUGAAGCUAUGUUAUUUGAUAGUGCUGUCAUAGCUGAAGCUUUAAGAAGUAGUGGACAUGAUACAGCACGUUUGCUUGCUCCAUAUAUUCCUCGUCGAGUUGGUCAAGUUACUGUUACACGAAGCAUUAGUGACCUGAACUCUAUUAGUGUUGAAGUAGAUAGCGUGAACUCAUCCCCUGGUGUUCCGAGAAAGCAUCCAGAAGAGGAAAUAACUGUUGAAUCUCUUAAGAGAAUGCUUGCAGAAUCUCCAACUGCAAAACGCCAGGCAGAAGAUGAACGUCGAUUGCGCAUAGUAGAAGAAUUCAGAACUGCUGCAUUUGAAGAUCUUGUUGCAAAAGCUGAACAGCAGACUGUAGAUCUACAGAAUAAAUUAAAUGAGAUAUUUGGAAAAGUACCAGCUGCUGUUGAUAUUUCUUCUCGACCGAAUUCUCCACAUCCAAACAGCAGAGAUGAACACAGACAAAUGCCUUUGGCUCCUCCUGUUUAUAAUAUAAAGUUUCCCAGCCAUUUCAUUUACUAAAAACUUGUUUUAACUCAUUUAUUUUUCAAAAUGCAUAAAAAUUUCUUCAUAGGAAAAAGUGUAUUUAUAUUUCUCGUAAUCCAUAUUAUAUAUUCUUAUGCCCAAGGUAUGACAUUUUUAUUUAUUGAAAGUAUAUAGAAUAUAUGUAUAUAUUUAAAAAUGUUUUGAAUGUUUUAACUUGAGAAUUCAAAUUUACUAAUUUAACAGAGAAUAUUUUUGCACAUUUAUGCUUGGUAUUUUUUCUUAUGUGCAUUUUUUGUUUAUUAGUUAGGUGAUAUUUGAUAUUACAGAAACAACUAAUAUUAAAAAAUAAUUAUGUAUUUAAAUAUUAAUUUGCUUAUAUAAUCUUAAAUAUCAAUGUAUUUUAUAUUUUUUAUUUGCUGAUGAGGGGUAAUACAUGAGGAAUGUAAUUUAGGAUUUACAUUAACAAUCUUUUAAACUGAAAAGUAAUUUCAAUAAAUUGGUUAGAAAUCUUAGAAAUGCAUACUUUAAAUUAAUAUUGUUUGUUACAUUACAAGCAAAUUUUUUUUAAUGAUUUUUAAUGUUAAGUUGCAUUUUUCUCUUGAACUGUAUUUCCCCUCCCCCUCUUUAUAAUAAACCUAUUUUGCAAAAAUUUCUUUAAUUAUGUUAUGGUUUAUACAUAUAUGUCUAGAAUCACAGUGUAGAAUUUAUUUCCAUAUGUGAAGUAAUGCUAUCACGUUGCUAUGCAACAAAAAUAUAUUUGGAACACACUGUUCAAAAUUGUGCAUAGUAUCUCAAGCAAAUAUUAAAUAUAAAAUCCUUUCUUAUAGUAACCAUCUUUAAAAUUCAGAGAAUAAUCUUCCAUUAUAUGUCUAGAACAUAUUCUGAUACUGCACUUUAAGCUAUUUAUUAAUAAUUCCUUUAUUUAUGAUUUGAAAUGUAUAUAUUAAAAAAGUGUUUGGCUGUGUAAAAAUCCAUUUAAAUUCUUGUGCUCAAAAGAUAAAACCCAGGGGCAGGAAUAAAAAGUUUCCAAAUAAAUUAUAGUAUUUUUUCUCAGUCAUUAUUUUCUAUUAUAUAUAUUAUAUAUAUAUAUAUAUAUAUAUCUAUUGUCUUAAGUUUAUUUUAUAAAUAUUCUGAUAGGUUCUGAUUAUCUUAAGUUUGUCCUAUAAAUAUUCUGAUCGGGAAAUAUUCUCAUCUCUUUGGGAGCAGUUGCCUAGAUGAGUUUUCUGAUUUUUCACUUGAUUAGGGGAAUAUAAUUUUUAGCUGUAAAUUCAGGCAUAUACUUAAUUGUUCUGUUGAGAAUAAGGAAAAAAAUAACUUUUAUGUAACUUUGCUGAAUUUUCAAAGCGUAUAUUGAUAUGGAUUUAUUAUUCAGUAUCUCUAUAAACUUACUAUUCACUAUCAUCUAUAAAUAUUUAUCUUCUUUGCUUGUAUUUAAAAUCCCUUCAUAUUUAUUCAGUUGCUUAAAAAAAGAUUUUCUGUAUUUAUAUAUUUAUCUUUAAAACUGUGAUUUUGUAAAUAUUCUUGUUAUUGUUGAGUAUUUAGUAUUACAUUAAAGAGAUUAUAUAUAGAGAGAAUAUAGUGUUGGACAUUUUAAUUUUAUUUAUUUAUUAUUUAUUGCUUUCUUAAAGAUUUUGUCGAGGUAUAUAGCACUUUGAUGUUCUAAUUAAAAAAAAAAAAAAAGUUUUUUUUUCUUUUUAAUAUAAAAGAUUUUGAUUUAUAGGAAACCAGCACUCCAUCAAUUUGAUUUAAUGGACAUAGUCAUAUUUCUGUAUUUUCAUACACAAAUUUCUUGAAAUUGACUUUAUUUUCAUUUUUCAAAUAUAUUUUAUUUUUUUUAAAUUAUCAGCAUGAAGGGUAUUUUUAAGGAAUGAAUUUAUUUCAUAUGCUAUCCAUAAUACAAGAACACUGUUAGUUCUUAAUUAAAUAUUAUAUGUCUAUGCAGUGCUUUUUAAAUUUACACCUUCUGUUAUCUCAUAUUUAUUAUGUAAUUAUUUUAGAUUUGUGUUUCUUAUCAUGUUUUUGAUUUUGAACAAGCACACUUAGUGCACUGAUGAAUGUAGCUUUCUGUUCCAAUCAUUGUAUUGUUUUAUAUGUGUACGGAUUGUAGUACUGUUGUAAUUAAAAUUAAUUGAAAAGAUUUCCAUGUUUUCAUUAGUCUUAUUUCCAAAAUUGAGAUAUAUGUAUAUGUUGCAUUGAGUAUAAUUAAACAUACAUCUAAUCAUGUAACUAAAAGCUUUUCUGAUCACAACAAAAAUACAAGUAAAAAGGUUAUUGAAAUAUAUUUGAUCUAGGGUUAAACAGAAGUAUUAGUUCCUUCUUUUGAGUGAAUCCUCGCCGACAUGAUCCUCACAGACGGAGUUAGCUGGAAGUAAUCUGACAUCACUGUCUUGCAUCAGAUUUGAUUUCGUGCAUUUAAAACCAUAAUUCCUUUCUGCUAUGAGGUAAUGUUUUAGAGAUGUGCAUAUCCCAAAUUAAUUUUAAUCAUAUAUAUUUGUUUUCUAGUAAUGCAAAUGUAAGAUAUUACAAAAUAUGAUGGCUGCUUUAAAAAUAAUUGGUGACCUCAAAAUUAACUGUUCUAGAUUUGGUGCUUUUCCCUAAACUCAUCUAUUCUCCUAAAUUUAAGAUCCUUCCAUGUUAUAUAAACACCUAAAAUUAACCAGUCACAGAUUAGCUGCAUGUAUACAUCAAAGUUAGUAUGAAUACUCUUGGCAUAUUAAACUAUGUCAUUCCUUUCCCUAGCUUUGCCCACUGUUAAUAUAUCCCCACUGCUAAGCCCACUUGCCUAAAAUGACAUAAUAUCCCUCUAUCUCUGUAUAUAAGAAGUAUUGUAAUUCAUUAUGAAUGGAUAAAUGUCUACUAAGAUGGCUUCAUAUGCAUGAAAAUAAAGAUUUGGACUUCUUCAAAA
Messenger RNA from Stegodyphus dumicola, 5933 nucleotides. It is a transcript of the gene stmA, whose product is annotated as Protein EFR3 homolog stmA. Gene Ontology annotation, biological process: protein localization to plasma membrane. Gene Ontology annotation, cellular component: plasma membrane. The record is from RefSeq and is a predicted model, not a curated record. Lineage: Eukaryota; Metazoa; Arthropoda; Arachnida; Araneae; Eresidae.